AUGACCGAGUUUUCUUCUUUGAUUAAGCUUUCGAGUUUCUAUGAUAUAUUAGACUGUCUCGAGUACCUAUUCAUUAAAGGAUGCGAAGGAUUAGUGCAUCUAAAGGUAGCGACAAUUUAUGGAGGCGGUGAGAGAUUAAGACGGCUUAAUGUCUAUAACUGCACCACUGUGAAGGUGAUCGACCUUCGCUCUGAACCCGCCAAGGAUUGGCUUCCAAGUCUUGAGGUUCUUUCGUUACAAUUCCUCCCAAACUUGUCCCACAUACGGAGGAAUUAUGCAUCGUCUAAAUCCCAUAGAAAUAUCCGUUUUUUUAAUAUAUGGUAUUGCUCGAAACUCAAGAAUGUCUCGUGGAUCCUACAACUUCCAAGGCUCGAGAAAAUGUAUCUAUUUUACUGUGAAGGGAUAGAACAUAUCAUAGGCGAAAAUGAUGUGGUAGAAGGAUCAUUCGAGCUAGUUUUUCGUAGUCUUAAGACUAUAUCUUUUCGAAAGCUUCCCAAAUUAAGGAGUUUUUCCAAUGUAGCAUCUUCUUUCCCUAUCCUUAAGACAUUUGCUAUGAUUGAUUGUCCACAGCUUAGGAAGCUACCGUCGACUGAUGUGCUUCGUCAGAUAAUCCGAUUGUGUACUGUAGUCGGGACUUGUGGGAGAACUUGGAAUGGGAUAAUAUUGCUGCAAGCUCGAGUUUACUCCCCCAGUUCAUAG
This is a messenger RNA of Amaranthus tricolor (Joseph's coat), 699 nucleotides long. RefSeq names its product disease resistance protein RPS2-like. Bases 1 to 699 code for a protein of 232 amino acids. The record is from RefSeq and is a predicted model, not a curated record. The transcript has a single exon. Lineage: Eukaryota; Viridiplantae; Streptophyta; Magnoliopsida; Caryophyllales; Amaranthaceae.